Messenger RNA from Cercocebus atys (sooty mangabey), 1577 nucleotides. RefSeq names its product SAM and SH3 domain containing 1 (gene SASH1). Lineage: Eukaryota; Metazoa; Chordata; Mammalia; Primates; Cercopithecidae. The record is from RefSeq and is a predicted model, not a curated record. The transcript has 12 exons.
UUCUGAGGGGCAUUUGCAAGCUUCAUUUUAAAGUCUGAGAACCCAAAGAACGAAACUUGCUUUUGUGUCAUAGUUAUUGUGUUAUAUGUUAAGCAUUUGGAAGGGACCCCAGUGAGGCCUCAGGAAGCAGUUACUGCCUCUCUUAUCGUCCUGAAGGCGAUUUGUUUUAAAGUUGAUAAUCCCUAGGGCUGUGAGAGUGUCCCACAUCUGCCCUGAAUUGAAAACAGAUUCCCAUUUAGAGCCUUACAUCAGUGCUGCGGAUUCAUGCGAUCUGAGUCAGAGAGGAAGUCAGAGACCAUUUGAACGUAUGGCCAGCAGCUCACUUCAUGGAGGAACAAGAUUGCAGGGACGGUUCGCUGGGAAACAUCGAUGACCUGGCGCAGCAGUAUGCAGAUUAUUACAACACCUGUUUCUCCGACGUGUGCGAGAGGAUGGAGGAGCUGCGGAAACGGCGGGUUUCCCAGGACCUGGAUGUGGAGAAACCCGACGCUAGCCCCACGUCACUUCAGCUGCGGUCCCAGAUCGAAGAGUCGCUUGGCUUCUGUAGCGCCGUGUCAACACCAGAAGUGGAAAGAAAGAACCCUCUUCAUAAAUCAAACUCGGAAGACAAUUCUGUAGGAAAAGGAGACUGGAAGAAGAAAAAUAAGUAUUUCUGGCAGAACUUCCGAAAGAACCAGAAAGGAAUAAUGAGACAGACUUCAAAAGGAGAAGACGUUGGUUACGUUGCCAGUGAAAUAACAAUGAGCGAUGAGGAGCGGAUUCAGCUAAUGAUGAUGGUCAAGGAAAAGAUGAUCACGAUUGAGGAAGCACUUGCCAGGCUCAAGGAAUACGAGGCCCAGCACCGGCAGUCGGCUGCCCUGGACCCUGCCGACUGGCCAGAUGGUUCUUACCCAACAUUUGAUGGCUCGUUUCUUUGCCAGUCAAGAGAACAAUCGGAUGAUGAGUUUUUUUUUUUUUUUUUUUUUAAGAGGUUACACAAGCUGGUAAACUCCACUCGCAGAGUUUUUUUUUUUUUUUUUUUUUUGGAAGAAAUGAAAAAACCCAGCACUGAAGAUUCUGUUGAUUUCUUUUUUUUUUUUUUUUUUUUUGUGUUCGAGAAUUCCCCAGUCCUGGAUGAACGGUCCGUUUUUUUUUUUUUUUUUUUUUAGAAGCCUUUUUUCUUUGAUGGCUCUCCUGAGAAACCUUUUUUUUUUUUUUUUUUUUUUCUCACCACGUCUCCAUCCUCCAGCAGCCUGGACACCUUUUUUUUUUUUUUUUUUUUUGUCAAAACCUUCAGCAAAGGAGAGAGUCGGGGCCUGAUUUUUUUUUUUUUUUUUUUUUGGACAUUCUUCUCCUACCCAGAAGAAGAAAAGGCCCAUUUUUUUUUUUUUUUUUUUUUCGAGGGGGAGAUGAAGAAGAGUCUCGGGUCCCUGAGCUUUUUUUUUUUUUUUUUUUUUGUUUGCUUCUAUGACAACCACCGUCGCAGAGCUUUUCUCUGCCAGCGUCCCUCCAGAAAAGGCAUCACCAGCACCACCUGUGACCUGCAGCUGCUCCGGCAGAAAGAGGAAGUGGGCCGCCACGGUCGACCGCUGUACUAA